CACUGCGCCGGUUGCGCAUGCGCUGCCGAGGGCGCCCAGGGUACCGAGUCUCCGUGACUCUUGAGGGCGGGCGAGCGAGCCGGGUUGAGGUGGCGGUGAAGGCGAUUGCUGCCAUGUUGUUCUCUGUUCGUUUUCGGACUGCCUUUCCACGCCUGGUGACAAAUAUUCGCUGCCUUCACACAUCAGCAGAACGCAGGAGUAGUGAUGGAACUUUGUUUGUGCACAGAGAUACUCCUGAAAACAACCCAAAUACCCCAUUUGAUUUCACUCCUGAAAACUAUAAGAGGAUAGAUGGAAUAGUAAAUAAUUACCCAGAAGGACAUAAAUCUUCGGCAGUAAUUCCUGUCCUGGAUUUAGCUCAAAGACAACAUGGAUGGCUACCUAUAUCAGCUAUGAAUAAGAUUGCUGAGAUUCUACAAAUGCCUCCUAUGAGAGUUUAUGAAGUAGCAACAUUUUAUACAAUGUUUAAUCGUAAGCCUGUUGGGAAAUACCAUAUUCAAAUCUGCACUACCACACCUUGCAUGCUUCAAGAUUCAGAUAGUAUAUUAGAAGCCAUUCAGAAGAAGCUUGGUAUAAAAGUUGGGGAAACUACGUCUGAUAAACUUUUCACUCUAACUGAAGUUGAAUGUUUGGGAGCUUGCGUCAAUGCACCAAUGGUACAAAUAAAUGACAACUAUUAUGAAGAUCUGACAACAAAAGACAUUGAAAACAUAAUAGAUGAAUUGAAAGCUGGAAAUGUUCCAAAACCUGGACCAAGAAGUGGACGUUUCUCUUGUGAACCAUCUGGUGGUCUGACUUCUCUGACACAACCACCUAAGGGACCUGGUUUUGGAGUUCGGUCAGAUCUUUAAAACUACUGUUCUAAGUGUAAAAAUCAUUGAAAAAAUAAAUUCUAAAAUAUGAUGUAUUUUAUGUGACAUAUCGGUGGUGCAUAAAAUAAAUGUAAUGGAAAAGAUAGCAUAUUGCUCACUAAUUACAAGAUUUUACUAACAGAAAUGAAGCUCUUUGGCAUCCCACAAUACAGGGUUAAUUGGUACACUGAUGAAGUAGCUAGAAUGCUAUAAAAAUUCUUUGGUGAUAAUGGCACGAAGAGAAUUUUUUAAAAGUGAUUCUUACAAAAGUACUUGUCUACUGUUAAAUGAGAACUGAAGGAAAGGGUAGACCAAUUUUAGUCUUUAAAAAAAGCCUUGCAUUUAUUUCCUAUUACUUCUGAGAGCAUUGCCUUUCCACAAGCUAAUAAAAACUGAACUGGUCUGGGGUCUUAGAAAAGAACUGACAUCAUAAUGA
Ahaetulla prasina is the source of this 1287-nucleotide messenger RNA. RefSeq names its product NADH:ubiquinone oxidoreductase core subunit V2 (gene NDUFV2). NCBI's taxonomy places the organism in Eukaryota, Metazoa, Chordata, Lepidosauria, Squamata, Colubridae. The coding region runs from base 18 to 851 and encodes 277 amino acids. The transcript has 8 exons. The record is from RefSeq and is a predicted model, not a curated record. Gene Ontology annotation, molecular function: NADH dehydrogenase activity. Gene Ontology annotation, biological process: mitochondrial electron transport, NADH to ubiquinone.